CUGCGCUGCAAUCGAUCCGCUUACAGACCGGACGAAAAAUGGUCUCUACGUUUGGAUUUUCGAUCGUGGUGACAAGUUUCGCGGCCACUUAUGCUUUGAUGCCGAGCGUGGACCAUAAAGUGAUCGCAUGUCGUAUGGAGUUGUCGACGAGAGCGUGGACCCGGUUGGCUGUGGAAGCCCGUAAAGUAGAGGAUUCCAUCAGAGACAAGUAUCUCACUGAAAAGGCACUUUUUGGCGCCUUAUACCGGCAAUUCAAAGGGAGCGCCGACCUUUUCAACAGUUUGCCGGAUAUCAGCAUGCUCAGCCCCGAAGCUUUGUGGCAGCUCAAUCAAAACUGCGUCCUGGCCCCGUCUGGCUUGGACCUGCUCCUCGGCAAUGCAGAGAUCUCGUACCCCGAAUUCUACCAAAGGUAUCAGACUGAUUUCCGCACGAUGCGCGACAUCGUUGGGAAACUCAGAGAUGACAUCAAGAACUGCGGAGCUGGACUUCAUAAUCAAGGAACCUACUGA
Messenger RNA from Galendromus occidentalis (western predatory mite), 509 nucleotides. RefSeq lists its product as uncharacterized. Bases 39 to 509 code for a protein of 156 amino acids. The record is from RefSeq and is a predicted model, not a curated record. NCBI's taxonomy places the organism in Eukaryota, Metazoa, Arthropoda, Arachnida, Mesostigmata, Phytoseiidae. The transcript has 4 exons.